UGUCGAAACUAUCACAAACUAUCCAACCAUCGUUCAGUCAACAACUGGAGUUCGGAAAAACAAAAUGGUGUCCAGUAAAGUUGUGUGUUUAUUUGCCCUCGCCCUGUUCGGGAGCGCGGUGGCGCAGCCCGCCAAGGAUGCCUUCUGGAAAGGCACUCCUAUGGACAGCAUGGUAGAGGAGAUGAGGUCUGGCUGCGCUGAAGGUUCCGACCCAACCGCUUGUAUAAAGUACAAGGUCAUGUCUUUAUUGGACACCAUCUUCAAGAAGGAUUCUUUCCAGAUCUCCGAAGCCGUUGAAGUUACGAAAAACGGCGCCGCCAACGACGUGACCGGCCGCUCCAACGGCGACUUCUUCGACACCAUCGAGAGCUACAUCCAAUCCCACGACGUCACCUUCCAGCUGCCCAUCGCCGACACUAAGAUCACCGUAAGCCCCAGAAACCUUGACAAUGAUGAGCUGACCUUGAACGUCAAGUUCAACAAGGAGGGAGCCCGCGCCGUCGGCGAGGCCCGCAAGGCUAAGCUCAAGAAGAUCAUCGUGCCCAUUCUGGUAUUCGUACUCCUCAAGGCCAUGACCCUCAUCCCCUUGGCUAUUGGUGUCCUCGGAUUGAAGGCCUGGAACGCGCUGCAGCUGUCCUUCUUCUCUUUCGUCGUGUCCGUUGCCCUGGCUAUCUUCCAGCUCUGCAAGAAGUUUACCCAGAUUGCGGCCGACAACUCGCACCCCCAGAUCGCCGCCCACGGACCCUGGGACGCCGCUUACGCCGCCACCCGCCGUAGGAGAGACGCCGAGCCCCAAGAACUCGCCCAAGAGUUGGCUUACAACGCUUACCACUAAGAAUAUUAAUAUCGAAUACCUCAAACCAACGACCCUUUACUCGAAACCGUUUGGCUAACCGCUGAUUGAAAUUCAAAUUUGAAAUUCGAACUCCAGUUGCAAACGGACAUAGACAAAGCAGACCAAAUAAAACGGUUUCUUCGAAAAACCGUCUCUCGUGUAAAUACUAUGUAAUACAAUUUAUUUAUUGAAAUAAAAUGUGCAUGGACGACUGUGUGAUUGUGAUGUGUGACUGAUGUUAUUUAUUUCUUAUUUUUAAUAAAAUCAUUGAAUAAA
Molecule: messenger RNA, 1111 nt
Organism: Manduca sexta (tobacco hornworm)
Lineage: Eukaryota; Metazoa; Arthropoda; Insecta; Lepidoptera; Sphingidae
Gene: Osi19
Exons: 3
Coding region: 65-835 (256 amino acids)
Source: RefSeq, a predicted model, not a curated record